GGGAUACGAUACCACCGGUCCGGACACGUUUGGUCCCUCUCCCUUCUCACCUCCCUUGUAAGCCACUGCAGUAAUAACACCUCCUCCGUCUCCACUCCCUCUCAUCUUGCCCCCCCUCGACACCCACCCCCAGCAACUGGAGCCGCGUAAUGUCUUCCGCCCCCAGGAUGCCCGUGUGCACUCAUAAAAAUUUCUCUCGAUGCAGCCUAAUGGGUGAAAGGUGCUGCGCUUGUAUAGAUCCCGCAGCUUUUGCUAACACUUUACGCGCUCGCGAAGCCGCUCCUCAUUCAAGGAUAUGGGCGUUAGUGGCAAUACUCCGAUCCCCGGGCCGUUUGGUAGCUGUAGCUAACUCAUGUUCUGAUAGUAUCCCUUUCUGCGAUCCAUGUAAAGGUGGGAAGCUCUUCCUGACCGUGGAGAUGUUUACUAAGAUUCUGCAUCACCGAAACUCAGAUCUGCUAAUAUUCUAGAAAAUAGAUUAUUGGAACUUGGACUCUGAUCAAGCGUUAGGACACACAGCCGCGGAUAACUCGUCCCCCGGGCUGCUUGCCCACAUACGAGAAAGCUUCCUCAUCAGGCACUCCCUCAUUUCCAGUAGCCCGCUAGCGGGCUUCCGUAGCAACUUGUUCCCCAGAGAAUCAUCCGACGACUUACUAAAUGUAGGAGCUGGUAAUGACGCCCAUGAGCGUGCCCCUGGCUCUCGCCAUCCAGAGCAACUGAUGCCAGGGAACUUCCCGAAUAAUGGGCCCGAAAUCAGGAAUUACCUUACACUGAACCAGUCUGCAACAGGAGGCAGUGGCUCAGGACUGGACGAUUCUGAUGAUUCGGACGAUAUACGAAGCCUGGAGAACAACAUACCAUCGUCCAGCAAUGGAUCAAGUGAACGCCGCUCGUCAAACCUUUGGUCACUAUCCAACAGCGCUCAAGGAUCCGAAGCGGAGAUGCCCUAUUACCCCCCGGGACCUUUUACUCGGUUUGUACUCAAUGAGCCUUUUGCUUUAUCCUCAUUCCUUCACACCUACCAAGGACUACCCUGUGCUGACGAUUUUAGCCCGACCGGUGCUCAGACAGCUGCCCGGAGCGAAGUUACCAUCAACCAUGCUAUCAGUGCGCACAGGAGCACAAAUGAGGGCCUUCGAAGACCCCGCAACUCACGCGAUACUCGAGGUCCCCACGAAGCCGCUCUCUAUGAACACCAAUUUCGCGGGAUUGGGGAACCGGAGGAGCGGGCACAUGAUCGUCUCAGGUCGACUGACCACACUAUGCCACGUAGCGGUUUAGAUGAUGACGACGACUCUGACUCCUUAUCACCAGCUCUGUGAGUAUUCUCUCUCCCUCACUCUCUCAUCCCACCCUCCUUGCAAUCGCUGAGGCUAUCAUUGUCAAGAUCCCUACGAACCCUGACUGCAUACAACCGUACACAACAGCGCCAGCGCUCAGAUGCGUCUGCUGUACGCAAUGCUCUAGAAUCCUACCGAAACAGAGAUCCUCACCACCGUCUUUCCGACAAUCGAGCCUCUCCCUCGCGCGGCAACCCCGACGACGGGGCUCAGGGUUCUGACAGAGUUUCAGAGAGAGUUUUAAGGUUGAGUAGAGAAAUUCUGGGGGGGAAUCAUAAUCCCUAUGCUAACUCUGUUGGUGCCUUCAGCCGCUGGAGGGGCUUCAGGCGUCCCCCUGGUGGCAUACAUCCCGAUUAUCCUCCACCCGCCGAACCAAAGGGAUUGGAUGAUGACAGAACCCGUCCGGAGCCGCUUGAAAUGGAAGCAAUGAAGCUUGAUUGCGAGUGCAAGAUUUGCUUCGGACAGAUCGCGGAUACCCUCCUACUGCCCUGUAGCCACUUGGCUAUCUGUACUGUAUGCUCGCAUUUCUAGGUCAAGUCGCCUGUAUACUAACCCGAUUCGCUAGUGGUGCGCGAAUCAAAUGGGGAUUAGGCCAAGUAGCGAGCUACACUUUGGGCCACCGACUCACUGCCCUGUCUGCAGGGUGGCUGUUUCGUCCAGGGUAUAUCUUGCACUCCUUCAACCUUCUCCCAUAUUGAUGCUGACCAAACCACGAAACAGAUCAAGGUUUUCCGUGCAUGAUUCUAUUCCUAUUCCUUCACUCCCGUUCAGUCCAUUCAUUGAUCAGUGGUAAAUAGUGGCGCAUGUCUUUGAAUAAAACCUUGUAAUAAAAU
This is a messenger RNA of Tuber aestivum (summer truffle), 2170 nucleotides long. Lineage: Eukaryota; Fungi; Ascomycota; Pezizomycetes; Pezizales; Tuberaceae. The record is from the annotation of a GenBank genome assembly.